AUGGAUGUCAAUCACGCCAAGGAGAGGAGAAGAUUGCGCGAUCGCUUCAGCAAAGUGAUAACUCGGAAAAGAAGUGAAGGCAUGAUCAAGCGUUAUGCCAGCUGCACUUCCAUCGACAGCUCCAGCUCCAGCUCCAGCUCCAGCUCAGGCCAACGCACACCUCGCAAUAGCCAAGACAUCGGAUCCAACACCCUCACCACACCCUCUGAAUCUUCCCAAUCCUCCCAGGUGUCCUCGACAUCAACGUCCUACCCCAAAGCCUCACUCCUCGGCAUCCCCGGUGAGCUACGGAACCAAAUCUACCGCUACGCUCUCCUCGAAGACCAACUCAUAAAACUAAACCCCCAGGACCACCAACUCCCCGGCCUACUUCGCACAUGCCGACAAAUCGCAGACGAAGCCACUGACAUUUACCAAACGGAGAAUAACUUCCAGGUCGAUGCGUGGAAUAUGAAACUUUCUAUCCCGGAGAAUUAUGCGGAGCAUUGGAUGAGUUCGCUGGAGCAUUGCCAUUUUUGGAUUACGAUGCGGGGUGCGCCGGAUUGGGAGAAUUUUUGGGGGUGGUUGAGGAGGUAUUCGACGGGAGAGGUACCGGGCCUCGCUAGUGGACAGCCUUCGAAUGAAGCGGAAAUUCUGGCCCAGGCGUUUGAGAUUGUGCAUGGGUUGAAGAAGAAUUUGCAAUUUAAUCAGAUUCUGCCAGUUCUGGAGGCGUGGAAGAAGUCUGUGGUAUUGGCGGGGGCGGACUUUGUCUUUCCAUGA
Messenger RNA from Fulvia fulva, 759 nucleotides. RefSeq lists its product as uncharacterized. NCBI's taxonomy places the organism in Eukaryota, Fungi, Ascomycota, Dothideomycetes, Mycosphaerellales, Mycosphaerellaceae. Bases 1 to 759 code for a protein of 252 amino acids. The transcript has 2 exons. The record is from RefSeq and is a predicted model, not a curated record.